This is a messenger RNA of Humulus lupulus (European hop), 1534 nucleotides long. RefSeq names its product GDSL esterase/lipase ENOD8-like. Gene Ontology annotation, molecular function: hydrolase activity, acting on ester bonds. The coding region runs from base 237 to 1415 and encodes 392 amino acids. Lineage: Eukaryota; Viridiplantae; Streptophyta; Magnoliopsida; Rosales; Cannabaceae. The transcript is spliced from 5 exons. The record is from RefSeq and is a predicted model, not a curated record.
AUUGCUACCUAAAAUUUGAUUCAGUGAUUAUGUACAUGGUCGAAAUGAUAACAUAAAAUAUAUAGUACAACAUUUGUUUUUAAAAAAAUAAAAAAAUCGUUACUUUCAAAGAUGUUUGAGUUAAAAAAAUAUAUUUUUAGGACAAACUAGCAUGGUAUGCUACAUAUUUAUAUAAAAUAGGGACAAUAUAGUAUAGUACACUUUAACAAGGUCCUUUGUCUAAUAACCAGUCCUAGAUGGGUCUCUCUGCGAUAAUCGCCCAAUUAUGCAUUGUUUCAUGGUGUGUUACUACUAUGUUAUAUGAUCCAGUCUUUGCUUCCAAACAAAAAUGCUUCUGUGAUUUUCCGGCUAUCUUCAACUUCGGAGACUCGAAUUCGGACACCGGCGGAUUGGCCGCUGGCUUUCCAACAGCCUUGAGCCCCCCAUAUGGGGAGACUUUUUUUGGUGAGCCUGCUGGAAGAUUUUCAGAUGGACGACUCAUCAUUGAUUUCAUAGCCAAGAGUUUAGGCCUCCCAUUUUUGAGUCCAUAUCUGGAUUCUCUUGGGAACAAAUUCGUGAAGGGUGCGAAUUUUGCGACGGCAGGCUCAACCAUCAGACUGCUUUACACCAAUAUUAUACCAAGUGGUCAGUUUAGUCCCUUCUUUCUUGAUGCCCAAUUCACACAAUUCGUUAGACUAAAAUUCACUUCCCAAAAGGCCAAAAAAAGAGGGAGAAGUGGGUAUGCAAUAACACCCAAAGAUAAGGAUUUUAAGAAGGCUCUGUACACAUUUGACAUUGGUCAAAACGAUCUUAACGCUGUUUUCCUUGAGACUUUGUCCUUAGACAAAGUUAUUGAGUCUGUUCCAGACAUUGUCCAAAACUUUGCACGAAACUUUCAGGACAUAUAUAACAUUUCUGGAGGAAAAACAUUUUGGAUACACAACACAGGGCCAAUAGGAUGUCUUCCGGUGAUUUUGAGUCUUCUUCCAUCGACCAUUGAGAAAGAUGAGGCUGGUUGUGCUAAGCCUUUCAAUGAAGUAGCUCAAUAUUUCAACUCUGUUUUGAAGCAAGCCACUCUUAAUCUCUCCAACCAAUUCCCUUCCGCUGCUAUCACUUACGUAGACGUGUACUCCGUCAAAUACUCUUUGUUUGCACACCCUCACAAAUAUGGAUUUGAUCACCCAUUUGUGACUUGCUGUGGCUAUGGAGGAGGGGAGUACAACUAUGACAAUAAUGUUACUUGUGGAGGAACAACUACAGCCAAUGGAACCAAAAUAUGUGUUGGCUCAUGUCAACAACCUUCUAAUAGAGUUAUUUGGGAUGGAGUUCAUUACACUGAGGCUGCUAAUAGGUUUGUGUUUGACAGAAUAGUAACUGGGGAUUUCUCUGAUCCACCUCGUUCUUUGAGAAAAUCAUGUUUUACUUCUACUAUUUGAUUAACUAAAUAUGAUAAGCGCUAUUCAUUAGUUUUAGUGUGUGUGUGAGUGUAGAUAUGAACAUUGUAAUGCAUAUGUACACAAUACACACUUUUGUUUUACUUGAAUAAAUAAAUAAU